Molecule: messenger RNA, 1662 nt
Organism: Lactuca sativa (garden lettuce)
Lineage: Eukaryota; Viridiplantae; Streptophyta; Magnoliopsida; Asterales; Asteraceae
Product: protein FAR1-RELATED SEQUENCE 5
Source: RefSeq, a predicted model, not a curated record
AUGGGAACUCUUGGUACAAAUGGAUCUGAUUCUGAAGAGGAAUCAUUCAAUUGUAAUGUUGUUGACUCGCCAGGUGGGAAAACCAAGUUAUGGAAACCUACUGUUCCUGAAGAAUUUAUGCCAGAUAUAGAUGCUACUUAUCAAUCAUUAGAGGAGGCGGUUGAAAUGUAUAAAUUAUAUACAUAUAAAGCAGGUUUUGGUGUCAUGUUAAAUACAGUAACGAGAUUUGGUGACAAAACCAUUAAAAAAAGAAUGAAGAUGGGAAACAUUAUAGGUGACAAGGAUGCACAACUGGUUGUUGACAAAAUGAACAUGAGGAAAGACGAGUUACCAAACUAUUUGACCAUUGAUAACCACAAACGUUCAAUAAACAUUGGAGCAGGUUUGUUAAGCAACGAGUCAAUAGAAUCUUAUCGUUGGUUGCUUGAAGCUUUUUUCAAAGCACAUGGAAAAAACCCCUCAAUUAGUGUUAAAAGACCAAGAUCUAGUGAUUCUACAGGAGUUUAUGUUUUCUCAAAAAUGAUUAGCACAGAUCCUGUUUCAGCGAAUUUUCUGAAAAACACUGAUUUUCGAAAGAGUUUUACUAAGCUUGUUUGGAAUGUAUAUAUAGAGCCAAAAGUCUUUGAAUCAAGGUGGAAACUUCUUAUGAGAAAAUUCAAACUACAAGACAAAAGAUGGUUCAAAGACAUGUACAAGGAUCGAAAGCUUUGGAUUCCAGCCUUUUUUAAAGACAUGCCACUGCAUGGUCUGAUGAAAACUACUUCAAGGUCUGAAAGGGUAAACUCAUUUUUUAAUAAAUACUCUAACUCAGGUAAUUUUCUUAUUUAUUUCAUGAUGAACUACGACACCGCAAUUGGAAAGCGACGAAAUGGUCAACAGAGACUAGAACAUGAUACAACAAAUGCAAAGCAUGAAAUGACGCUUCCAACUGGAUUACUAGAAUAUGCAGCUACGGUUUACACUAAAACCGUUUUCUAUGAGGUCAAAAAGGAAAUAUUUAAAGCAGCCUGGUACUAUUCUAUUGACAGCGUUGAAAUGAUUGAUGGGUGGCCAGUUGUUAAGAUUACACAAACGGAUAAGAGCAAACAGUUGAAGAUAAAAUGCAAGGUUGAACUAAAAUUGCCUGAAAAAGAAGUUAAAUGUUCAUGCAAUCAUUUUAUACAGAUUCCAGAGCAGUAUAUUCUCAGAAGAUGGAGAAGGGAUGCAAUUUCAAGCCAUUUGCUUGCCAUGAAACAUGUUGCCAUGGAAACAGAAGAUGACACCUUUAAACUUCUAACAGAGGCUUACAGUAAUAUUGAAUACUGCUUGGAUCAUUUCAAAAGAAAUAAGGAGAAAUUGUUGGCUUUUGUUGAGAACACGUGUAAGUUGAAGCAUGCAGCAAUGGAAUUUGGUUGUUCAAACCAAUCAUCAUCUGAUAAUGAUGAAGAAGAAAUUAUUCGGAUGCUAGGAAUACGAAACAUUCCUGAAGAAAUAAAUAUACAUCCACCUUCAUCAAUGCGUACCAAAGGGAGUGGAACUAAGAAAAGAAUGGUUAGUGCCAUUGAGAAAGCUGUUGCAACUGCAAAGAAAAAAACUAGAAUUUGCACAGGUUGCAAUCAAUAUGUUAACCAUAAUUGGAGGACUUGCAAAGUCAGACUUGCACGAGAGUCAAAACAACCUUAA